GCGGCUAUAAAUACCUACCUAGGUAAAGUAGAGGCCCAGGCGUUCUCGCGUCACACUGGCAGCAGCUACGCAAGAAAGCUUGCCGCGUCGCGUCUGGCAUCAUUACUUUUUUUCCCCCUUCGAUCAGUCUUUAUAUCGUACCGGGUGGCCGAGCGAGACGGGCCAUCUCAGUUACCACCUAGACUGCCCGUCUUAUCAACCUGCCAACCUACAGAGUGUGUAUUGGAGCCAUCGAUCUGCGGCUGCAUAUGUAACCGUCGAAUACCUUCCCGCCCAGCUCUCUCGAUAUAGAAUCCAUGGUCGCCGAGUGUCCACAAUAGCCUCUGUAUAGUGGGAGCCGUCGGCUGUGAGCAGCCAUGGUAUUGCAACUGGACGCUGUUCCAAGAAGUCUGGAGUUGUUACCCGCGAGACCCCCGACGCCGCCUCGGGAGAAGAAACUAGACGCCGAUUUUCCCGCAGCUCCUAUCGUUGCCAAUCACCCUGUCGAUACCCGCCUGAGCCUCCACACGCCACCCAACUACCCCCCGGACUCCACCGAUCCCCUCGAUACCAGCUCCCGGAGAACGAGGAAGCGGGUUGGCUUCUCAGCACAGGCCGAGUAUUGUGAUGCUCCGACCUACGCUCCUAAGGGUAAUCCCCCGAGCCAGCACACCCCCAUCUCGGCUCCGUCGUCGGCAGCUGUGGCCAGACCUAUCAAGUCCAUAUUGAAACAUACGUCGAGCCCUGAGCCCCGGAACCCGCUAGACCUAUUCGCCGUCGACGACGAAGCGACCGGCCAGAUCAACAUCGCCGCCAUGUUGGACUCGACCAUCAAGCAGCUCGCCGGAGCGGAUAGGCAGUCCAAGAUCGAUGCGUACAUGAUGCUUUCACGGGCCCUCAGGACAUCCAACAACCUGCCAGACCGCAUCGCGCUGCAGGACAAGAUGAGCCUCUUCACCCAGUUCAUCCAGCGGGAUGUCACGACGAAAGGUCCCAACGGAAACACGGACGCGUCCAUGGUGAACCACGCCCUUACCUUGCUAUGCACCUUCUGUUAUUUUCCCGCCAUCGCCUCCACCAUGUCGUCCGAUUUCGGGGUCUUCAUUAUCGACCAUUGCAUUCGGUCUUUCGAGGACCCGUCCGUCCCCAAGGACGUAGCCAGACAUCUGAUGCAAGUCGUCGCCUCCCAAGACUUCUCGCUCAAAGUCAUGACGGCGGAUCGCGUCGGUCGGCUGGUCGCAUCUCUCCACAGGAUCGAAGAACACCUCCAGGGAAAGAGUAUCAUAAUGUCGCGGAUCUUGAUAUACCAGAGGCUGAUCAGGCAGGUGCGAGUUCACAUGGUUACCCAUUCGGAUUGGCUCUUGGACUUGUUCACCGACAUGCUUAGUAGCAUGAAGGAGAUCCGUGCUGCCGCUAUUGCGCUGGGCCUAGAAGUUAGUUUUACUAUCGGCAAGGAAAAGCAGCUCGCCAGGAGAGUCAUGGAAAUACUACAAUUUACGGUUGAAGAGACCAAGUACAUUGAGUAUUACGCAGAGAGGCUGAUGGCUAUGGCGGAAGACAAGAACGGGUCGGCCUCCGUCCCCCAGGUCUGGAGCGUAGUCAUCCUCUUGCUGAGGUGUCCGGUCAAUAGGUGGGAGUUCUUCUCGCUGUGGUUAGAAAUUAUCCAGCGAUGUUUUAACAGUGGCGACUAUCACACCAAACUCGAAGCGAACUACGCGUGGAAUCGAUUCGUCUACGCCCUACAGCUCAACGGGACGUCCCUCUCGAAGACUAUCGGAACUGUAUGCCAGCCUUUUAUUAGCCAGCUGAGGCGGAAGGGGAGUGGCAAGCCGUUCGACGAACUCCGGAGGGUUGCUAUAGGGAGCGUGUGCAACCUAUACUAUUAUGUCUUCAAGCCAAAUUCGAGUCCGGCGCAGGUCGACAACUAUUGGGACGCGUGUGUUCGGACUCUGUUGCAGCGAUUGGUCUCUCCUGAGGUCGACAGCAAGAACACAGAGAUGCCCACGGCCGCCGCAUUAGAGAAUUUGGCCCAAGCAACCCUUAUAUUAACCGGGCUUUUCAACUCGUCAACUCCCCGUAUAUGGAAAGAAGAUCGCAUUGCCGAGAAACUCUUGGUAAGACCGGACGAGCUGCCUGCGCUGGAUCCAAAAUGGAUCAGACGAAACGCGGCGAGGGUGUUUUCGGUCGUGGAGCCCAUCCUAGAGAAGACUUUCUCGGACCUAGCGAACUCGGAGUCCCUCUCUUACCAUCUCUGGCGCACACUCGUUGGUGCCGUAUCGAUUGCUGCAUCCAAGGAGGUCAAGGUGUCCACCGACACAGCAACCUUCAUGGCACACGCUUUUAGUGUGCUCGCCAGAAUAUGGACUCGAGGGCUAGUCGAACCGAACGAUCAACCUGACCCAGAGCAGAGAUUCUUGGAUGCGACGCAGGUGUAUCUUGUGGUGAUGAUCGACUCGCUAGGUCUGUUGCCGUUCACCGAAAAACUCCUUUCAUUGAAUCAGCACAACACAUUCGUUCCAGUCGCAACGCCCUCUCGUCGGUCGGGAACGUCCCAGGGUCUCGAACGAACGCCUCUCCAUCACCUGUUCUCGAUUCUUUCCACCCUGCCUCCGGGCAUUCCAGAUGGCGCUGGCCUGUCCGAUUUGAUCAAAGCCGCUUUGGGGCCCUUUAUGGUAGCCCGAUCGCCUCAUGCCAAGGUGGACCUGAGUCGCGAGUUGGUCCAGGUCUUGCCUGCAGACGUCCCUUGCCCCUACGGACCGUGGGUCUUCAUAUCCGAGUCUCUUUCUCCGUCACUAGAAAAUAGCCAGUCCAGUCAUUCGACUACCACCUCUGCGAGCGAAGCGACAACGAUCGGCCACGAGUAUCGUGAGAUAGUGAAGCACUUAGAGAGAGGCCUCAAAUCUACGCCGAACCUGCCGUGGGAACAAUGGCGUUCUCUCUUUCAGUUGCUAGCUACCCGUGUGAACUACGAAGCGGGAGAGGCAGGCUGUGCUAUCGCCGUCGUAGAGCCCCUAGCUAAAAUAUGCAUGGAAUGUUUUCCUGCGGCUCGUGAUUACCCAGUACCGCACAAUCUCCCCGAGAGCAUUAUUGAGUUAAUUGCUACUGCAAAGCAGCCUCGAGAUCGACAGGCGUUAGACGCCGCUCGACGGCGUCUAUGGGGCACGUCCGUCGCCGGACCGCGAUCGGCUUCGUUCGACCCGUUCAGCAACUUUUACCGUAUGACGAGCCGCCUACUCGAGACAUCGUACAUGCAGCCAGACCACUACGAUCAAGACGAUAUUGUGGUGCCCUUGCUAACGGAGGUGACUGGCUUUCUAAUACGAUGCAACCGCUCACUCGUGUUCAGGUCGUUGACUCAAUUACGGCGUGGUAUCGGUCUCUGGAUUAAAGACACGGACGCUCGGUACAACAGCAAACAAUCCUCGAAAGUGUCUGGGGCUGUGAAAAUUCUGUGGGACCGAAUCUGCAGCGUAUUUCUAGACGUAAAAUCGCUGGGGAAACUGAAACUCGGCGCCGUCGAAGAACUCCUCUGCUCGGGCUUCCAGAGCAAACAUAGGCAUAUUGUCAAUGCUGUCUCUUCCAUGUGGAACUCUGCCUUUGAGCAGGCGGAGGAUAUUCAGUACCCCGAGAAGCUCAAGACAGUGCUUCUCUCCAUUCAUCCCUAUGUCGACGUUGUGCUACCCGGCUUGGAUACUGCGGGCUACGAAUACAGCGUGCAAGAGCCGUCCUUUAUCGAAUCACAAGACGACUCGGAGGACCCGGUCCCAUCCGCCGAGAGGGCGAUCCGUAGGAAAACGCCUCUGACAGACCGGCCUUCAUCGUCCGGGCGACCCGCCACCCCUGGGUCUGUCCAGCUUUCUUUGUCAAUAAAGCAGAGGUCUGACACUACGCCCAACGCUUCUCGUCCCAGGUCCGCAGGACAUAGCGUGACCCCUAAACCGCGACAUGAUGACUCUCAGGUUGAGUUCGCGCCUAUCGAGUCGUCCCCGAGCUAUAUCGAGUCCCAGCUGUUGACGGAUCGCCAAAAGGAGGUCCGCGAGCGGCAACAAGAGAACGUUUCCCUGUACCCUGACAUUCGACUAAGCGUAGAGAGGAGAAGGUCACCCCGGCUCGCUCAUGCGGACCAGACCAAAACGUAUUUUCAGGAGGCGCGUGCUUCCACUCCUCAGCCUAAACUCGACUUCGAGGACGACCUUGUCCCCUCCACACCCACACCCCGACGCGGUCGUGCCCUAGUCAUCGACGACGAUCAUGAAAUGACAGACGACGCGCCCUCGUCACCGCCAGAGCCUCGUCGGAAUUUAUUAGCAGCGAUGCAACCACGAUCGAGAAGUAACAGCGUGUUCCAGGAAUUCCCGAUGUCGUCUUCCCCAGUUUCAGGAUCGCCAGCACCGACUCCACAGGCUCCAUCCACCAACCAACCGUAUGCGGAGCAGGAUAUUUCAGAAGGCUCUCAGCAUGACGCCUCGCAAGACAUGGACGCUUCGCAAGACAUGGACGCCACAAACGCAGACGAUGCGACGGAGAGCACACCAACGCACGAGCCCGUUGGCGUUGAACGCUGGUCGGAUCCGAGCGAAACCGCUGUCAGACCAACAACUCCGCCAAACCCGACGAAAGCGCCCGAGUCACCGCCAAAGGUAUUUGUAGAAGCUCCCACUAGCCCAAGUCUUCAAACGCCUCGGCCUCUUCGUAGCAACUAUCCGCCGACCGGCCGAGAAGUUAUACAAACCACCGCAGUUCUACCACCGCCAAAGUACGGCUCUUUCGAGCUCAGCGACGGCGAGGAGCGGAGUAUGGCGCGACUUGUGCUCGAGCUAGAUUCUGGAGAAUAUGAGCAGCAUUCUAGAAAGGAAUCGGCAUCACCUGAGAAAGCACCCAAUACGGAUACGCCAGCUCUUGCUGUGAGCAUGGGGUCGGAAGAGCUGGGCGGUCCACCGGAGAAGUUGGAGAGCAGUCCGCUAUCGUCAGCCCCUUCGUCGUGUGCAGAGGUUGAAAGCUCCCCAUCGUCAUGCCAAUCAAAGAAGAGGAAGAGGGAAGCGGAGAGCAACGCGGAGCCAGGCAGCAGCAAGAAAUGCAAGCAGGACGAGACCUCGGAAGCUGACGAUGCCGAGGCGAUCUCGGACAGUCAAAUUCCCCAAGCUGACACGGGCGAUGUAGCCGGCAUUGAUGCGGAGAUGGAAGAUGUGGAUUUAGGCGCGGACGCUCCCUACGACCCCGCACGAGACUCCCCAAGACGAGAGCCAACGCCGGCAGAGGCCCCACAGGCCUUGCCGGCCGCAGAUGACGAAGGCAGCCUCUCGGGAGGCGAGUCCGAGGCUGUGAACCUGCAGAUAUUGAUGGAGGCAUCUCAACAUUCGGAAGUCGAGGCAACGGCAGCCGACGUUACCGCUGUCUCAGGGCUGGCAGAUGGGGGCUACUCACCGGCUGGCGCAGACACGGACAUGCCUGAGGUGGCGGAGCAGGGUGAAGAAGGCAAGGCGGCAGAUGAAGCUGAUGAGGCUACAGACGACGGGCCCCAGGCUAGCGGAGAAGCGGUGAGGGAGAAAUCAGCAGCGGAGAGGAUCAUGGGGGCCCUCCAGGAGGGCCUGGAAGGCCUCCGGACAGCGACGCUGACACGAGAAGAGGCGAAUAGGAUCGAGGACAUGUUCUUCGACAUCAAGAGGGAAUUAUACCUAGCGGAGAGUCGGAGCCGUCGAUGAGCUUACACAUGCAUGGGGGGAAUUGCCAUCUACAUCGAAUCGAUGGUGGCGGGAAGGGGGGAAGGGGGGAGGAGCUGCCCAAGGUACGGUAUAGCAAUAUUACUCAUAUAUGAUACGAGAGAAUGGGGAACUCGGCAUCGAUACAGGCGUUGAGGUUGGGGAACUCAAGGACACCGUAGGUGGGACGACGAUAGGUCCCCCUCCCACGGUUCGGCAUGCAGAUAUAUAAUACGUAUGUACCGCCGGUUGAAUGGAAUCCAUGUUCGCGGACGUGUGAUGGUUCUAGCACGAGGCAGCCGGCUGCUACGGGAGGGUGCGGGUUUGUGCCCACAUACACGCGUGUGUGGUUGGUAAGAUGCGUAGGCGGAUAGAGAUACCUAGUUUGGGUGCGGAUGCGUAGGCAUGAUGAACGGGUGUAUUCGAUGCUGUUGCCUCUCUUUCUCUCUUUUUCUAUCUGUAUCCUAUAUGUGCUCCGCCACGCCGUCCUUCAUGCCGUCGGCGGCGGCGGCGGCGGACAAGUCGUAUAGGCGAGGCGGCAAAGGUGCGGAUGGCAAUCUAGAGGGACAGGUAAGCUGCAGGGCAGGUCGACAGCAGUUUCAGGUGAUGCAGCGCAACGCGAGGCAGA
Durotheca rogersii is the source of this 6306-nucleotide messenger RNA. RefSeq lists its product as uncharacterized. Gene Ontology annotation, cellular component: nucleus. Lineage: Eukaryota; Fungi; Ascomycota; Sordariomycetes; Xylariales; Xylariaceae. The transcript is spliced from 3 exons. The record is from RefSeq and is a predicted model, not a curated record. Gene Ontology annotation, biological process: telomere maintenance. Bases 357 to 5681 code for a protein of 1774 amino acids.